Parascedosporium putredinis is the source of this 1611-nucleotide messenger RNA. The record is from the annotation of a GenBank genome assembly. NCBI's taxonomy places the organism in Eukaryota, Fungi, Ascomycota, Sordariomycetes, Microascales, Microascaceae.
AUGCGCAAGUUAGUAGGCUUACAUGGCAGGGUAGAGGACUGCACCGAAUUCUACAGCACCAUGGAGAAUCGAAUCAGUGUCAUUGUCGUCGGUGCCGGAUUCGGCGGGCUGACGACCGCUAUUGAAUGCAAAAGACAAGGGCUGUCUGUUGCUAUUUAUGAGGCCUUUGCAGAACUCAAGCCUCUGGGCGACGUGAUUUCUUUUGGUGCCAACGCUGGCAAGAUUCUACGACGAUGGAAAACAACCGCCGCCGACGACGAUGAGAGGGUAUCGAAUCUGUUUGAUCCACAUUCAAUAAAGUUGGAAAGAAACGGCUUCAACCUGCACAGAUCAAAUGGCCAGCUCGUAUUCAACCAGAGGAUGCCACCCAAGGAUCCUGAGGCACCAAUGUUUACUGGCCACCGAGCCGACUUUCACCAAAUUGUGUUCCAAUAUGCGUUGGACAUGGGAAUUCCCAUUCACCUCGGUCAGCGUUGCCAACAAUAUUUCGAAAGCAAGCAUGCGGCAGGCAUUCUACUCGAGUCCGGAGACAAGUUAACGGCCGACGUUGUGAUUGCGGCGGACGGGUUUCAUUCCAAAGCACGAGACUUCGUACUUGGACGUCACCUACAGCCAACCGCAUCUGGCCACAAAUGUUUCCGGAGUUGGUUCACCGGGGAAGAAAUAAUGGAAGACCCGGAGACGGCCAGGUUCUGCUCCAACGGGGACACAUUUACGGGCUGGAUUGGUCGCAAUGCCCACUUUCUCUUCUCCACGCUCAAGGAUGGCAAGGACUGCUCAUGGGCUAUUACAUACAAACCCGACCCUGAGGCUGAUCCUGUGGCUGCUUGCCCAUCUCUCGCGAGAAAGGAAAGAUUGUAUGACAUAUUCAAAAACUGGGAUCCCAUUUGCAAUCGCCUCAUAAGCAAGACCCCGGAAGAUAAAAUAUUGGAAUGGGACGGCGAGUAUCAUGACCCAUUGCCAACGUGGGUAAGCGAGGAGGGACGAAUUGCUCUCGUGGGCGAUUCUGCGCACCCCAUGCUCCCCACGAGCGCACAAGGAGCAGCGCAGGCAAUGGAGGACGGAGUGACUAUUGCGAUAUGUCUUCGUACCGCAGGCAAGGCAAACAUUUCUGCAGCGUUACGCGCCUAUCAAAAUAUCCGAUACGAACAGUCCCCCGAGAUGUCCGAUAUUUCUAGACAUGUUGAAUCCCUAGCCGGGCGUCUGCUCAUUCAGAAUGAUGUAGCUUCGAUGAAGAGGAUCACCGACGAAUUUGCCGACACGCGGCCGGCCGCGGAAACUGCCAAGAUACUUCGACAGGAUGAGGACGUAGGGGUCAUUGGCCAGGCUCUCUCGGCCGCCGAAAGCAACAAGGUGUCUGAUCAAGCUAUAGGGGCCGCUAAAGCUAUGGCAUUUCGUGUCUUCACAGAGCCUGGUAUCGAAGAGAUUGAGGGUUCUGAGGCAGAUGAAAGCCAUGGUGGAGGUCACGAGUGCGCGAUGGCAGUGGAAGCGGCACGGAGGGCAUUCGGCGUCUUCAAGACAAGUGAAGACGACCAAGAGUUAGUUGGAACUCUCGCGGUCCGGUAUCUUGCCAAAGUGGGAUAUGAGUGGCUUAACCUCAUGCUCGCGUAA